Messenger RNA from Prinia subflava (tawny-flanked prinia), 1728 nucleotides. It is a transcript of the gene PIGK, whose product is annotated as phosphatidylinositol glycan anchor biosynthesis class K. Gene Ontology annotation, cellular component: GPI-anchor transamidase complex. The record is from RefSeq and is a predicted model, not a curated record. Lineage: Eukaryota; Metazoa; Chordata; Aves; Passeriformes; Cisticolidae. Gene Ontology annotation, biological process: attachment of GPI anchor to protein; proteolysis. The transcript is spliced from 11 exons. Gene Ontology annotation, molecular function: GPI-anchor transamidase activity. Bases 59 to 1243 code for a protein of 394 amino acids.
GGCCGCCGCCCCCCUUCCGGCAUCCGCGGCGGCCGGGCCGCGCAGGAGGCGGGGUGAGAUGGCGGCUGCCGUGCCCGGCGCCUCCCGGGUCCGCGCCGCCGCCGCGCUGCUGCUGCUGCUGGGCUGCUGCGGCGCAGCGCUGGCCGGCGGCCCCCAGGAUCAAGCAGAGCAGUUUUUUAGAAGUGGACAUACAAAUAACUGGGCAGUUUUGGUGUGUACAUCUCGAUUCUGGUUUAAUUAUCGUCAUGUGGCAAAUACUCUCUCAGUGUACAGAAGUGUCAAGAGACUGGGCAUUCCUGAUAGUCACAUUGUCUUGAUGCUGGCAGAUGAUAUGGCGUGUAAUCCCAGAAAUCCCAAACCUGCCACUGUGUUUAGUCAUAAAAACAUGGAGCUAAAUGUCUAUGGGGAUGAUGUGGAAGUGGAUUACAGAAGCUAUGAGGUUACUGUUGAAAAUUUCUUGCGUGUUUUAACGGGAAGAAUCCCACCAAGCACACCACGAUCUAAACGCCUUCUUUCUGAUGACAGAAGCAAUAUUCUAAUAUAUAUGACAGGCCAUGGUGGAAAUGGUUUCCUAAAAUUUCAAGAUUCUGAAGAAAUCACAAAUGUAGAACUUGCUGAUGCCUUUGAACAAAUGUGGCAGAAAAGGAGGUACAAUGAAUUGUUGUUCAUCAUUGAUACUUGUCAAGGAGCAUCCAUGUAUGAACGAUUUUAUUCACCCAAUAUCAUGGCCUUGGCUAGCAGCCAAGUAGGAGAAGAUUCUUUAUCACAUCAGCCUGACCUGGGGAUUGGCGUUCAUCUCAUGGACAGAUACACGUUCUAUGUGUUAGAGUUCUUGGAAGAAAUUCAUCCAGCCAGCCAGACAAAUAUGAAUGACCUAUUUCAGGUCUGUCCAAAAAGCUUGUGUGUUUCCACGCCUGGGCACCGGACCGACCUGUUCCAGCGAGACCCUCAGAAGGUUCUGAUCACAGACUUCUUUGGCAGUGUCAGGAAGGUGGAGAUCACCACAGAGACUCUCUCCUUGGACCGCCACGUGCCUGGCUUCGAGAGCAAGUUUCCAGAGGAAGAGUUGGCAACAGAGCCACUAAAAUAUGCUGAACAACUUCCUGUAGCUCAGAUAAUACACCAGAAACCAAAACAAAAGGAUUGGCAUCCUCCUGGAGGAUUUAUUUUAGGACUCUGGGCAUUGAUCAUCAUGGUUUUCUUCAAAACAUAUGGAAUCAAGCACAUGAAACAUGUCUUCUGAACUGGAGCAAACAAGAUACUUGCAUUGGCUGCUGCUUUGGGUUCCUGGGUAUCACCUGUGUUCUCUGCAUUUGGAGUAUGGUUGUGUCAAAACACUGUGUUGACAUCUCACUUCUAAAGGUUCUUUUGAAGCCAUCUCUUCUGCCCCUUUUUCUGGAAAGAUUCUAACAAAUGGUUUUAAUGUUACUGUUUUUUCACUUUCUCUUGAUUUAAACAUAUUUUAAUGCUUUUCUGAGCAUCUUUUCUUUCUGGUUAAAAAGGGCAGUAACAGGAUUUCUGUGGCUGCUUCUGGAUUGUAAAUGGGCAAAUUCUUUGCACCGGACUUUGAAGUAAAUCUUAGAAGAAGUCACCUAUUACUAAAGAACUGGACACCGUGGAAAACGUUCUUUAAGAUGUCACUAUGUCUAUAAAAACUUAACCUACUUUGCAGACUUUGGCAUGGCAUAUUGAAAGCUUUCUUCACAAAAAUAAAAAUACUCUGGAAUA